Molecule: messenger RNA, 3736 nt
Organism: Mycetomoellerius zeteki
Lineage: Eukaryota; Metazoa; Arthropoda; Insecta; Hymenoptera; Formicidae
Product: protein FAM102B
Exons: 11
Coding region: 877-2991 (704 amino acids)
Source: RefSeq, a predicted model, not a curated record
GCAGUCAGUUCAGUUUGUUGGCGAGCGAGACGAGCUCCGUUACGUCGGGCGUGAGGCGAAGCGGUCGCAGCCUCUUCGUUCACGGGUCUCUGAUACCUUUCGCGUCGAGAACCGCCACCGUCGCUGCCGUCACCAUCAUCGUCGCCGCGGUAUUUGCGGUCGUAGUGGUAAUCGACAUCGCGAGAGUCCGCACCAGAGAGACGUCUGUGAUCAUGAAAAGUGUGUGAGUGCGUGAAAUCGGCUAGCGUGCAAGAAGGAACUUACGGAGACAUGUUCCAGACAAUGAAAAUGGUGAGCAAGUGCGCCAGCUGCAUUUCUUCCUCUUGAAUCUUGUCGCGACAUCGAUGAACGUGGGAACGACAAAUUGCGUCGAUGAAGCACCCGCGGGAUCACGAAACCGUCGUCCGCCACGUCGCACUCGCUCCUAAGACGUUCCUCUUCUGGGCGAGAACUCCCGGUGGCAGAAAUCGCACGGCAUAAUCCUCUCCUCCAGUUGUGGCAACAAUCUCAAUCACGUGAACCGAAAAACUGAAGAUCUUCAGGUCUUCCGAUGUAUAUUUUCCAUAAUUAAAUUUCGGGAAUGACUUUCCCACGCGUGCGCGAAACGUUAGUGAGACCGAUGGUGCGUAGAACCCCGAAGUGAUAGUCGAAGAAACGCGAACGACCGGUUCCAGGAAGUUACGAAAUUGGCCGUAUGUAUCGAUCGGCCGGGAUCACCCGCGAUUGUUGAAUCGAAGUCAAGGACGGUAGUGUCGCUGGAGAAGUCCACACACAGGUGGGCAAACUCGAGAUUCCCGCUUGCCUCCAAGACUUGUUCGAAGACUUGCACGUUACACGCAAACAGGAUUCAAAGUGCGGUGUCCCGGCCUCAGUGAGAUGGCCUUCAUGAUGAAAAAGAAAAAGUACAAAUUCUCUGUGGAGGUCGACCUCGAGGAGCUCACGGCGGUGCCAUUCGUCAGUGCCGUGCUUUUCGCCAAGCUGAGACUUCUGGACGGCGGUUCCUUUGUCGAUCAUUCCACCAGAGAAGAAGUGCAGGAGCACACGGUGAGAUGGAACGCGAAGUUCGAGUUUUUAUGCAAAAUGAGCGCCAACGCGUCCACGGGCGUACUCGAUCCAUGCAUUUUAAGGAUAUCUGUGAGAAAGGAAUUAAAAGGAGGCAGGUCCUUCCAGAAACUGGGCUUCACCGAUUUAAACCUGGCCGAAUUCGCAGGAGCUGGCUUCUGCCGAAGAAGAUGUCUCCUGGAGGGUUAUGAUGCGCGACAUCGUCAGGAUAAUUCUAUGCUGCGCGUAGCCAUAAAAAUGAAUAUGCUCUCCGGAGAUAUCCUAUUUAAAGUCCCUUCCCCAUCAUUGAAACAAACGCAGUUGGCGGUGCCCGGGGUGCAAGGUGUACCUGGUGUUACCGGUGACGAAGUGACGGCAUCCGAGAGAUGCUCUAAUCGAGAGGAUUAUGUAUCUACCGGUUCCUUGGCGGGAAGUAUAGCAAGUGCCAGCAGUGGUUUCGGCAGUCUUCCUAAGAAGAGGCCCGCACUCUUCACUUCCGAACUUCUCAGCGGAACGGAAACGUACGAUCCGAUGACUCUCAGCGAAAUCGUACCCUCGGCGGUUCCUGUGGAGACCCUAGUAGAGGCGCACACGGAAUCUGGGCAUUCGCGCAACAGCAGCAAUACGAGUCAACUUAGCAAGGGAUCCGGCUACGGUUCUUUAAAUUCGCACAGUCAGCAUAGCAGACAGAGCAGUAGCGGUGAUAGCGGUCACAUUAGCCUCAAGCAAUCUCUUCAUUCUCAAUUUCUCGACCAUGAAACUCUGGACUCUCUAUCUUUUUUUUAUUUUACGUCACCUUCCUGGCCGGUAUGGGCACCACGAAUCCUCAACUCCUCUCAGAACCUAUCCACACAACCGAUUGCCUAUCGACCUGAUACUUGUAUCGAACCUCUGUCAUUGCAUCCAUCUUCUCUGUCGCACAUAGUCUCCAGAGCCCGAUUCUGGUCGGCAUCUAGCCCUCUCUCCUCUCGUAUUGGUCCAACAGAUGUGGAAGAUCCGAUGAAAAUAGACAUUAUUGCGAAGAACAUUUAUUCGGUCGGAAAGCAGCCACUUUAUGAAAUCGGGAAUGGUUUCUUAAAUGACAGCGAUUCACGCGAAUGUCGCGAUGACGCGAACGCAGACACCCGAGUGGCGCCCGGGCUCUUCAGGGUGCCAGACGUGCCGCGACACUCGCGCAAGAAUUACGAGAGGAACAGCUUUGAGGCGCGUAACGAACGUAACGUGAUAAUGAGCUCGAUCGCUAAGGAGAGUAAUGGGCAACAGAGUAACGUCUUCCCAAUCGCAAAGUCGAGAAUUAAUGCAGGUUGGCGCAGCAUGUCGAAGACUUGUGAUUGUAUCGAAAAGGGCAAAACAAGCCCUGUGUUGCGACUGGUCGAUCAGGCCAGAGCUGUGUCCUCUCCUGAUCCUCUCCAUAGGCCUGACAAUCAAAGAGCCCCACUACGUCCCACGACGACAGCUCAAACCCUCAGGGGUAUUGGCGGAGGUCACCGGAAGUUGCUGGACGGGGCGGGGGGCAAGCUGGCUACGGUCGCCACCAGUCCAGCGGACUCUGAGGAGUCCUCGUUAGGGGUACCGGAAGUCGCGCCACCAAUCUCGCAGCAUCGAAACAGCAUUACCCCACCAAAUCCUUCCGGCGGUUCAGGUCUCAGCGAAACUGGAUCUCUGGAUCGUGCUAAAGCUGCGCUAGAGCGUAGAAAAAAAGCGGAGGAUGGUGCUGGUAAUCCUAUCCUCUGUAGAGUUGAAGUCACUAGGCCGAAUCCUGAUUCUCUUAUCGACGAACUGCUUAAAGCAACGAAUUUGGAGCAGACGGAUCUUGAAAGUUCCGAGACAACUGGUCUUCAACUCUUUAUUGCAAAAGACGGCACGACCGCGCUUGGUAGUCACGAGGUAAAGAGUCAGAUGCCUGCCGGUGUGUUUAAACAAGUGGUAAUGGAAGAGAACAACAGGUAACACGAAGCCAUCACCACGAGACGGCAGUACGCAAGACAGGCCAGCGCCACGUUCUCGUUGGCUCUGGUGCCAGAGCUCGUCUAUGAAGCCUACGAACCGCGGUAGUUACAAGAGAUGACGAUAAUGAUGAACGAGGAAAUCGUCGACUUGGGAGGAGCAGCCAAACGCGAUACGAAGUACAUCCUCGCUAGAUCGUUCUUAGACUGUACUUCUACUCCAUAUAAAAAAAAAUCGCGCCUCUGUAUAGUCGAACUAAUAUUCAUCGAAGUAGUAUGUUUGAGUUGAUUACUUCGUGUGAAAUCCAUUGUAUGGAUUCGCAAGACCGAGGCUGAUAUUAAUCAUCUCAUAAGUGCGCAUUUAAAUGUGAAUAAUCGAACAGUCAUAUACAGCUUGCAAGAUUGUUAAUUGCGUUUUAACACUCGAUCCUCCAAAAUAAUUUUCAUAUGUGGAUUUUGCGUUUUCCAAAAUUCCGUGCAACGAACGAAAUUUAUGUACAGUGUUGCUGUCCAUGACGAACGACCUCAACUGCGUACACAAUUUAAGGACGAUAUCAAAUGAAUACAUGUUUCCGAAACUAUUUCAAAAAGACAGAUAUACGUAUUUUCUUCCUGGUAAACGAAGCAUAAUGAUUUCCGUCAAGCGUGCUUUGCUUAAAAGGAAAGUGUUAGGCUCGGUUCCAUCAAUGUAAGAUUAACUUUAAUCUCUGUUCAAUUUACUCUUUAUCUUUUUCUAAUUCUAAGAAACU